AUGCAAAUAUGCAAACUUAGAGGCAGUAAAAGUUCUUCAAGCCCAAGACAUUAUUUCGAAAGAGCUAACAAGUCGAAGAGACAAGCUAUUGCCGACAGAGCCGCUCAAUACCAAAAGGAAUACUACGAAGCCGAAAGAGCUCUCAUUGACGCCAAGAGACAAGCUAAGGCUAACGGUGACUACUAUGUCGAAGCCCAACACAAGUUGGUGUUCGUCAUCAGAAUCAAGGGUAUCAUGAAGAUCCCCCCUAAGCCCAGAAAGAUCAUGCAAUUGUUGAGAUUGACCCAAAUCAACGCCGGUACCUUCGUGAGAAUCACCAAGGCCACCACCGAAUUGCUCAAGUUGAUCGAACCUUACGUGGCUUACGGUUACCCCAACCACGCCACCGUGAGAAAGUUGAUCUACAAGAGAGGUUUCGGUAAGGUCAACAAGCAAAGAAUUGCUUUGUCGGACAACGCCAUCAUUGAAGCCAACUUGGGUAAGUUCGGCAUCACCUCGAUGGAAGACUUGAUCCACGAAAUCGUCACCGUCGGCCCCAACUUCAAGCAAGCCAACAACUUCUUGUGGCCCUUCAAGUUGUCGAACCCCAACGGCGGUUUCCACAAGAGAAAGUUCAACCACUUCAUCCAAGGUGGUGACUUCGGUAACCGUGAAGAAUACAUCAACGCUUUGGUCAAGCAAAUGUUGUAA
Diutina rugosa is the source of this 690-nucleotide messenger RNA. RefSeq names its product 60S ribosomal protein uL30. Gene Ontology annotation, cellular component: cytosolic large ribosomal subunit. The record is from RefSeq and is a predicted model, not a curated record. NCBI's taxonomy places the organism in Eukaryota, Fungi, Ascomycota, Pichiomycetes, Serinales, Debaryomycetaceae. Bases 1 to 690 code for a protein of 229 amino acids. Gene Ontology annotation, molecular function: structural constituent of ribosome; RNA binding. The transcript has 2 exons. Gene Ontology annotation, biological process: maturation of LSU-rRNA from tricistronic rRNA transcript (SSU-rRNA, 5.8S rRNA, LSU-rRNA).